UCCGACAGAACAUGGCGACUUGCAUUUGAGGACGUUUAACAAGAAGUGGAUGGUAAUAACAUUCAUUGCUUAAUGCUAUAUUGUUAUAACACAUGUUUUCAAUUUCAUCUUGGAUUUAGUGAGGAUUUGUUUGAACGUCUCUGGGGGUGACUUAAAAAAAUGUCGAUGCAAAGUGGAUCUGUGAUUCAAGAGAAGGUGGCCAAAUUGUUGAGCAGGCAGAAUGGCAGACCAGUACUUAGACCCAUCAAACCUCUGGCGCUGAAAAAUGAGGUCGCUAACCGCAGGCUCCGGAAAGGAGAGGCCACCUGUGUCACGGAGAUGUCAUUACUGAUGGCUUGCUGGAAACAGAACGACUUUAACAACACCGUCUGCUCUAAUGAAGUCUCAACGUUUUAUGCGUGUGUAGAAAAGACCCAGAUGCAGAACAAGGCCAAAGGAAAGCAGGGAGGUCAAGGUCGACUUUUGCCAAAGGAAGCCACAAACUUAUUGAAGCGAUAUCCCAACCUGGACAGUGAGAUCUAGGACCACAGACAUGGCUUGGUCAAAAAAUUUAGUUUAUGAUUGGGAGUGAGUGGACUAGCAAACUGAUGAGAACAGGGUGUGGAAAGGUUUUCUAAAAAGCAGCAGUGAAAUUGAGCAGACAAAAAAUGUUGUCAACGAGACUCUGCCUAAUGCAGUUUGUCACAACCACAUCAGCAGAUGCCCACAAAGCAAAUGAGCUGCAUUCACAAGGCUGUAAAUGCACUUUUGUUCAUUACUAGAUUUUACUGGCUACACUCCAAUAGGUCAUUCCAUAACAGUGCAAAGGAAGGAUCACUGAUAAACCUCAAAUCCAAGCAGUUCACACUCUUGAUUCUUUUUGAGAGCCUGUAAUUUGUGUGGCAGUUUUUGGAAAUAUUGUUAGUAAUAUAUGUCCAUACCAAUAUAAUUUCCUCAUUUAAUCUAUAUGUUAUUCAUUUGAUUGUGUUGGUGUUUCUAUAUCUCCCAUGAAUUAUUGGGCUGUGACUAAAUUAUCUUCCUGUGUCAUGGUCUGUCCAGCAAUAUAAUUUGUCCAAGCCAUAUUCAGUUAUCAGAAAAUUGAGAUCAAGGAAGAACUACGCAGUGCUGGGUCAUGUUACAUGCCAGGACAAAGUGUAUUAGUUUUGGCCAUGAGAACUGUUUGAUAAUGACUGGAAUAAAUCUAAAUAACUCUUAUUAAAAGUAUUAACUUACUGACUAUGUGUUCAUAUAUCUGGUACAGAGAGUUUAAAAGGAUAUUUUUCAAGGUUUUUUGUUGUCUGAAACCUUGUUUAACUUAGUGGCCAUGGACUGGCUUUAUUCCAUUAAUGCAAUUUAACCAUGGCCAUUUCAUCAUGUGAUAAUGCUGCCCACAAUAUCCUUAGGAUGUAUUUCUACAGUUGUCUGCAAACUAAUGUGUCUAGGAAAUGCUGUAUGUUUGAGUCUAAACCCUGCGCAUUUGUCAGUUUGUUUUUUCAGGGCUUUGAUCCCUGAUAAACUGAUCUUUGAGCUACAGUAAUAAGUAAAGAAAACAGCUGUUUUGAUCAAAUGUGCAAAAGUUUUUAAUUUUAAACUCAGUUAUGAUGUAAUCUUAGCCAUUGUGCCAGGAUGAGCAAAUCCCCCUUUUUAGCAAGAUCCAAUCAGAAUAAGUUUUAUUCCACUUCAAAUAUGAAAACCAAAUAAAUCUACACCUGAUUUAAUUUUCAUUAAACAAGAAACACGUUUGCUUUGUCCUGAUGGCAAAUUUUAUCCACCAUAUCAACACAUGCCCUUUGAGUCAUUCUGGGGAUUUUUCAUGAGCUCCUUUGACACUUUCUGUUUUACAUUUGCCAUGUGACCACAAAGGUGUUUUCUGUUAUGUGGCGCUGAAUAUGAAAUAAAA
This is a messenger RNA of Xyrauchen texanus (razorback sucker), 1879 nucleotides long. RefSeq names its product coiled-coil-helix-coiled-coil-helix domain containing 1 (gene chchd1). NCBI's taxonomy places the organism in Eukaryota, Metazoa, Chordata, Actinopteri, Cypriniformes, Catostomidae. The coding region runs from base 160 to 522 and encodes 120 amino acids. Gene Ontology annotation, molecular function: RNA binding. The record is from RefSeq and is a predicted model, not a curated record. Gene Ontology annotation, biological process: mitochondrial translation. Gene Ontology annotation, cellular component: mitochondrion; nucleoplasm; mitochondrial ribosome. The transcript is spliced from 3 exons.